CAGAGAGCACAAGUAGGCAGAGCGGUAGGUAGAGGCAGAGGGAGAAGCAGGCUCCCUGCUGAGCAGGGAGCCGGAUGCGGAGCUUGAUCCCAGGACCCUAGGAUCAUGACCGGAGCGGAAGGCAGACACUUAACCGACUGAGCCACCCAGGUGCCCCUAACUCAUUGUUUAAAGAAAACUAAAACCUGGACAUGUAACAGAAAAACUCUCCAGUCUCAAAUACGAAUUAAAAAAAAACCAAAAAACAAAAGGCUUUUACACCUAUGUUACUUAGUUUUCAGGUGCACACGUUAGAUGUUAAGAAUGCCUACUCACCUGGACUUGAGAUCUGAGUUCUAGUCACUAAUUUACUUCUAACUAAGCCAGUGACCUUGGGCAAGUCCUUACUCUCCAGAUCUCCCUUCCCUGUUUGCCAAAAGGAGACUACUCUGAUUUUUGAAGGUUCCUUUCCAGGCUUAAUACCGGGCCUGAGAUAGAAAAUAGGGGAGAACUACAAUAAAUUCUUUUUUGGGGAAAUAUUAAAAAAAAAAAAAAAAAACAAAACCCAAAAACUUGUAAGAUAAAAAUUGCAAUAUUUUCACCCAUCAAGUUCUGAAAGCUUACUUUUAAAAACAUAAGGAAUAAAAUAAGAUUAGUUUUAAUUUCUUUAAGUCUGUCAAUUACCUGAAUGCCAGGUUUAAAACCAAGGGCUCUGUGACCUAUAUACACUACUUUACCCUAAUGUCCUUAGACCAGAUUCUUAGGAAGCGUUCAAUAGAAGGAACACGGCCCUUUCCUCAAAACACAGCUCCACGGAGUGCGUGGCAAGCAAGCAAGAAUUUCAUGUUCACCAGCCUAAAUGCAUGAAACAAAGGGGAAGGUGCUCCAUUUCCUUCAUGAAAGGGCUCUUGAGCGAGAAACGCAGCGCCGCUGGCAAAACUAAAACACGACGACAGAAGAGCACCCCCCCACGUUCCAGCGAUUUCCGAACAAGUCCGGGUCCCACUGGUGCCCCCCAUUCCUCCCCACCAUACCCCUCUCUAAGCCGAGGCCUUGCUCAGGAGAGCCCAGCAGGGCCUUCUCCAAAAACCACUGAGUCAUGCAGAACAGCAGCUCCGCAGGCGAGGCCGGCCCCGCGCCGACCCCCGACCCUGACCGGCUCCUCCGAGGCGGCGGCGAACUGCGGAGGAAGGGGGGGUGCGGCGAGCAGGGGGCCGGGGGUGCGGCCGCCGCCACGGCCCCUUUGUCUCUCCGGGUCCGGCUGCCCACGCCGGGCGCCGCGCAGAAAGCGGCCGGGACGGACGCGAGGGAGGCCCGGAGCCCACACGCUGGGCAUUGUUCUCCGGACCGUGCGGGUGCAGGCGAGCCGGCGACGCGGGGUGCCGGACCUCGGGCCACGACGACAGGAUGACGCCUCCGUCUUUGUGCUUCCUGAGCUGGCGAGCGGGCUCCCCUCCCCCGGAGGCCGCCGGCCGCGGCCCGCUCGGGCUCCGCCAGAGGCCCGAGGCGGCCCGGUCACCCACCCCCCAUCCCCCCGGCCGGGCACGAGCCGCCGGGCGCCGUCCCCCAGCUCCGCACCACUCACCCUGCGGGGGCAGGAGUGCAAGAGCCGGGCUCGCGCGCGACGCCGGCGCGGUGGGGCCGGGCCCGGGCCUCCGGGAGAGACGAGCCGUGCGCCCAGGAGCGGCCGCCGCGGGCCGGGAGCGGGGCGGAGGAGGAGGCGGAGGGAGGACCGGAGGCCGCGGCGGCUAACGCUGCCCGCGGCACUCGCCCGUCGUCACCUCACGCCUCCACCGGCGGCGGGCUGGGCCGACUCCGAGGGCGACCGGGACGCGCGCAGGGAGGCCUGGGCGCCGGAGGGCCCGCCGGUGGUGCUCUCCGUCGCCUCAGCUACGGCCGCGGAAGUUGCGUGGCUCCUGGGAGCAAGCGAGCCCCAAGUCCAGGUGCACACUGGUCCGCGCUCCGUCCGACUGACGCUCUCUAUCCGCCCGGCACCCGGGCAGUGA
This is a messenger RNA of Zalophus californianus (California sea lion), 1985 nucleotides long. Its product is annotated as translation initiation factor IF-2-like. The transcript has 2 exons. The record is from RefSeq and is a predicted model, not a curated record. Bases 843 to 1985 code for a protein of 380 amino acids. NCBI's taxonomy places the organism in Eukaryota, Metazoa, Chordata, Mammalia, Carnivora, Otariidae.